Messenger RNA from Impatiens glandulifera, 1571 nucleotides. Its product is annotated as E3 ubiquitin-protein ligase At4g11680-like. Bases 232 to 1365 code for a protein of 377 amino acids. The transcript has 5 exons. The record is from RefSeq and is a predicted model, not a curated record. Lineage: Eukaryota; Viridiplantae; Streptophyta; Magnoliopsida; Ericales; Balsaminaceae.
CUCUCCUCUCCCUGCGUGUAUAAAAGGAAGGAAGAAAUCUUCGAAAUCAAAUCGGAGUUUUCACCGGAAUUUACUCCGAUUCGGCAGUUUCUCUCUCCGAUCAACUUCUCCGGCGUCUAAUUCCAUCCACUGAACAAAGUGAAUUAUUCCUUCUGGAAGGAAUCCAUCCUCGACCUAGGUUAAUCUUUGAUCUGGGAUUCUCAUUUGAGAAUCAGAUUGAAGAUUCUUAUAAUGGAUAUGAAUGAUGACCAUGUGAUAGAAAUAAGAAGUGUUAGUCAUGCAUCCUCGCCUGGUUCGUUAAAUGUGUUCAACAGAUCGCAGCAAGAAGAUCGGUCUUCUGUUGUUGUCAAUGCACCUGCAUCUCAACUUCCUGGUUUAUCAUCCAUUAUGAGGGGAAAUGGACAUGAACAACUACAAGGAAAUCCACUAAAUUCUGGAUUCUGGAUAUCAGUUGAAUUGGUUGUAAUUACUUGCCAGGUAAUUGCAGCUACUGUUGUUUUGUCGUUAUCGAGACAUGAACAUCCACGUGCUCCUUUGUUUGCAUGGAUUGUUGGUUAUGCGAGUGGAUGUAUUGCAAGUAUUCCCCGUCUGUAUUGGCGUUAUUGGCAUGGCGAUCAAGUAAUAGUUCAAGAUUCAUCCCAGGCCCGUCAAAGUUCUCCAAGGAAUAACCUUCCUAUUAUCACCCCAUCCUUUUUGUCUCUUUCAGCUGCUAGGGCUUCUGAACUAGAAGAUCGCCCAUCUACUAUUACAACCAGCCAGGGCAAUCCAACUAUGGAAGCCCCAAAUCCAAGAGUAAAAGCUUUUAUGGAUUACUUCAAGAUCUCUUUAGAUUGCUUCUCUGCUGCUUGGUUUAUCAUUGGCAAUGUUUGGGUCUUUGGGAGCCACUCUUCUCUAUCCGAUGCUCCUAACCUGUACAGGCUAUGUCUAGUUUUUCUGUCGUUUAGCUAUUUUGGUUACGCAAUACCUUUUGUUAUCGGUAUCACAGUCUGCUUCUGUUUCCCUUGUAUAAUUUCCUUUAUUGGACUUAGAGAAGAAGAAUCAACUCUUAAUAGAGGGGCCACUAUGGAAUCAAUAAAUUCUUUGCCAAUCUAUAAGUUCAAGACAAAGAAGUGCAAAAAAAACACUAGUAAUGGUAAAGAAGGCGGAGUUAUUGCUGCUGGAACUGACAAGGAACGCUCCAUAACAGCGGAAGAUGCGGUUUGCUGCAUUUGUUUGGCAAAGUAUGGUCAUAACGAAGAGCUAAGGGAAUUACCAUGCAGUCAUUUGUUUCACAAAGAAUGUAUAGACAAGUGGUUAAAGAUGAAUGCACUUUGCCCUCUUUGCAAAUCCCCGGUUGGUGAAACUGUUUCGGAUCCAGACUUCUAGCCUUUGAAACUGACUCUACACAAUGAAGGUCCUCAAGAUUCUCGAUAAACAACAGAAGAAUUCUCAUUAUUUUAUAUGUUGAAGAAAGGCACAUUAUGUGUAUAUAAGAUGUUUAUGUUUAAUUCUUAAUCUGUGAAAGAAGUUAUGGAUGCUUAUAAAGGUUUAAAUAAUCAUUAAAAUUGAAGGAAUAGUUUGAUAUAUAUUAU